Pan troglodytes (chimpanzee) is the source of this 2609-nucleotide messenger RNA. It is a transcript of the gene ARHGEF39, whose product is annotated as Rho guanine nucleotide exchange factor 39. Lineage: Eukaryota; Metazoa; Chordata; Mammalia; Primates; Hominidae. Gene Ontology annotation, molecular function: guanyl-nucleotide exchange factor activity. The transcript has 9 exons. Gene Ontology annotation, biological process: positive regulation of cell migration. The coding region runs from base 1046 to 2053 and encodes 335 amino acids. Gene Ontology annotation, cellular component: plasma membrane. The record is from RefSeq and is a predicted model, not a curated record.
UUCCUAGGAGUCCAAAACGGUAGGGAGGGAGCCUAAAGUUUCUGACAUUUUGUUUUUUUUAUAACUUUUUUUUUCUAACUACAAAGUAAUGCAUGCUUAAUGUAGAAAACUUGGGAAAGGCAGAAGUAUAAGAGAAUUUUAAAAAUCACCCUGUUUGUCCCAUUCAUCCCUUUAGCUUCAGUGAUCCAGUGCCUGGCACAGAUACAGAUUAGAUACUUAAUACACAUUUGUUAAACACAUUAUCUUCAAUUCCAUUACCCGGAGAUAAAAACCACAGUUAACUUUUUAUUUUUAUUUAUUUAUUUUUUUUUUUUGGAGAGAUGGAGUCUCGAACUCCUGGGCUCAGGCGAUCCUCCUGCCUCUGCCUGCCAAAGUGCUGGAAUUACAGGUGUGAGCUCCCGUGCCUGGCCACAGAGUUAACUUUUGAUUGUUUUGCCUUCCAACAUUUUAUAUAUGUUUUAUACAAAGGGGAUUAUAUUAUACACCUUUGUAGCCUGCUUUUUUUCCUCUCAGCAAUAUACUUACUAUGUGCGUUUUCCCAUAUCGAUAGCUUCUUUACAACACCAUUUUUAAUACUUUCAUAUCAUUCCUUCAAAUGGCUAUACCUUUUCCUAGCCAAUUCUGGGAACAACUGACCCCCUGGCAUUUGGCAUGGGCCCAGGACAGAAUGUGUACUGUAAUGACCGCCCCCCGUCCCAAUUCUCCAGAUAGGACAUUAAGUUCCUGCCAGCAUCUGCAGCCCGUCUCCUGACUCAAAGUUCAGGCUGCUGCUCCAACAUAGUGCCACUCAGAGGAGGGCUCCACACCUGCCCCCCACCUUGCCCUGCCCUGCCCUGCCCUGCCUUGGCCGGCGCCGCGCACCUAAAGCGCCGCCCUGGCGGUGGGGCUGGACGGAAGAGACCCUGCGCAGUCCGGCCGCUCGCCGCGCAUGCUCCUUCCUGCGCGCUGCCCUCCCCGGCCCCGCCUCCGCGGCUCCCGCCCGCGAGCGGUUGGGAUUUGAAUCUGCCGCGGACUGCAGCCGGAAGUGUCGAUCCCUCAGCCAGGCAUGGAGCUCUCCUGCCCCGGUGCGCGGUGCCCGGUGCAAGAGCAGCGUGCCCGCUGGGAGCGGAAACGCGCCUGCACCGCCCGGGAGCUGCUAGAGACCGAGCGGCGCUACCAAGAACAGCUGGGGCUGGUGGCCACGUACUUUUUGGGGAUCCUGAAAGCCAAGGGGACCCUGCGACCACCUGAGCGCCAGGCCCUGUUUGGCUCCUGGGAGCUCAUCUACGGCGCCAGCCAGGAGCUGCUUCCCUACCUGGAAGGAGGAUGCUGGGGCCAAGGGCUGGAGGGCUUCUGCCGCCACUUGGAGCUCUAUAACCAAUUUGCUGCCAACUCAGAGAGGUCCCAGACCACCCUGCAGGAGCAGCUAAAGAAAAAUAAAGGUUUCCGGAGGUUUGUACGGCUUCAGGAAGGCCGCCCUGAGUUUGGGGGCCUUCAGCUCCAGGACCUGCUCCCUCUGCCUCUGCAACGGCUCCAGCAGUAUGAGAAUCUCGUCGUAGCUUUGGCUGAAAACACAGGUCCCAACAGCCCUGACCAUCAACAGCUCACACGGGCUGCCCGACUGAUAAGUGAGACUGCCCAGAGAGUCCAUACUAUUGGUCAGAAACAGAAGAAUGACCAGCACCUUCGGCGUGUCCAGGCUCUGCUCAGUGGACGCCAGGCAAAGGGGCUGACCUCAGGGCGCUGGUUCCUACGCCAGGGCUGGCUGUUGGUGGUGCCUCCCCAUGGGGAGCCUCGGCCCCGCAUGUUCUUCCUCUUCACUGAUGUGCUCCUCAUGGCCAAGCCUCGGCCUCCACUGCACCUGCUGCGGAGUGGCACCUUUGCCUGCAAGGCCCUCUACCCCAUGGCCCAGUGUCAUCUCAGCAGGGUCUUUGGCCACUCAGGAGGCCCUUGUGGUGGGUUACUCAGUCUGUCCUUCCCUCAUGAGAAGCUACUGCUUAUGUCCACAGACCAGGAGGAGCUGUCACGCUGGUACCACAGUCUGACUUGGGCUAUCAGCAGCCAGAAAAACUAGAGGAAUCUUAUAGAUUCCAGAACUCAGGAUACCUCAGGAAUAGGACACAGCCAAGAGUACAAAGGAAUCUUCAGUACUGAACAAAACAGAACCCUUCAUGAUUUGACAAAGGUCACUUUCUGUUUGCCUGGACCAAGCUACUCCAGAUCAUCUGACCAACUCUUAAAAAUCACGGCCAGGCACAGUGGCUCAUGCCUGUAAUCCCAGCACUUUGGGAAGCAGAGGUGGCAGGAUCAUUCCAGCCCAGGAGUUCAAGACCAGCCUGGGCAACACAGUGAGUGAGACCCUGUCUCUAUUUAAGAAAAAAUAAUUAAGAAAUUUUUUUAUUAAAAAAGAAGAAUCAGGAAACCAAGUCCAACCCAACUAAACCUCAAAUGAACCAGCCCCUAACACAGAUGAGGGGAUUUGGGACUGAUAAGCUCUGUGCUGUGUCCAUGGCCCGUCAUUUAUCAAGGUUGCAGCUUUGUAAAUGUGGCUAUUUUUAUGUUGUGUAUAGUUUCUAUCAUUUAUUUUUCCACUGGAUUUGAGUAAAGUUUUUUUUCUUUUUUUUGGGAAA